Messenger RNA from Aphanomyces astaci, 954 nucleotides. RefSeq lists its product as hypothetical. Lineage: Eukaryota; Oomycota; Saprolegniomycetes; Saprolegniales; Verrucalvaceae. The coding region runs from base 60 to 722 and encodes 220 amino acids. Gene Ontology annotation, biological process: t-circle formation; telomere maintenance via recombination; double-strand break repair via synthesis-dependent strand annealing. Gene Ontology annotation, molecular function: ATP-dependent DNA damage sensor activity; ATP binding; four-way junction DNA binding. The record is from RefSeq and is a predicted model, not a curated record. The transcript is spliced from 2 exons. Gene Ontology annotation, cellular component: Rad51C-XRCC3 complex; replication fork.
GUCAAAUAGGUAUACAAUUAGUAAGUAAUAAAAAAACGUUCAAUUCUACACGCAACUACAUGGAAGGGCAGACGGUAUGGGACCUGUCGACGCACCGAGACGACGAAUACCUUGCAACGGGAUGCGUGAACGUGGACGACGCAUUGCGUGGAGGCUUCCGCGUUGGGUUUGUGUCGGAAGUGUGUGGGUGUGCUGGAAGCGGCAAGACGCAGCUGUGCUUGCAGCUCCUGCUGCGUGCGCAGCUGCCGCGAGAAGCAAGCGGAGGAUUGAAUGCGAGUAGCUGCUACAUGUACUCGGACGGUCUCUCUCCCAUGAAGCGUCUCCAGGAACUGGAGAGGCAACAUUCUGGGGAACCAGUGAGCCUCAAUCGCAUUUUCCUCGAAGCAGCCACUGACCCAGGCCAGUUUCUGCAUACCUUGAAAUCUCGAUUGCCGUCGCUGAUGGAGUUUCAUGGGGUGCGUCUCGUUGUUGUGGAUUCCAUUGCCGCGGUGUUCCGCGGUCAUUCGGUCGACAAGGCCGCGGACGCAGGCGAACGCACGCGGAUCAUGUUCGACAUUGUGCACUGCAUGCACAUCCUCGCCAAGCAAUACCGAGCAGUGUUCGUGGUUGUUAAUCAAAUGACCGCGGACAUGCACAACGAUGGCAACAUGCCGGCACUCGGCCUUGCGUGGUCGUCGUGCAUCAACCAGCGGUAUGUCCUGGACGAGCGGAGCAUUUCAUGAUUAAUAUACUCGUAGGUUCCUCAUCCGCAAGUCCGUUCGUGCACCAUCCACGCGAACCUUUCACGUCAUGUUUUCGCCGUACUUACCACACGAUUCCACUGCAACAUUUGAAAUAACGUCCGAGCGACUUCAGUAACCAGGACAUUCCCACGCAUUUCCAAGGUUGGGCAGCCGCCAAUGCCGCUAGAUUAGGCUUCCGAAAUAAUAUAUUUAUUGCGAUUAUCUAUAUCGA